AUGCCCAUGGACAUAUGGCUGGCAUGCAGUAUUAAUGGGGAGGGGGCACAGAAUAUAUCACCAUCUGCCCCUUAUUUACUCUAA
Molecule: messenger RNA, 84 nt
Organism: Staurois parvus
Lineage: Eukaryota; Metazoa; Chordata; Amphibia; Anura; Ranidae
Source: the annotation of a GenBank genome assembly